This is a messenger RNA of Salvia splendens (bonfire salvia), 2716 nucleotides long. Its product is annotated as DEAD-box ATP-dependent RNA helicase 7-like. The record is from RefSeq and is a predicted model, not a curated record. Gene Ontology annotation, molecular function: RNA helicase activity; RNA binding; ATP binding. The coding region runs from base 314 to 2212 and encodes 632 amino acids. NCBI's taxonomy places the organism in Eukaryota, Viridiplantae, Streptophyta, Magnoliopsida, Lamiales, Lamiaceae. The transcript has 14 exons.
UAGCUAGCAAGAGUGAAUGGAACGCAUCUCCAUCGUACGGCUAAAGUCUCCCCGCCUAUGAACCCACAAGUCAAACGCUUUCCCGCCAAUUACCUAGAGAGAGUGUGCUUGGAAGGGGAAUAUGAUUAUCUUCCAUCUGAAAUCAAGAAGAAAAUGGAGAAUGCUAAAGUCAAGGAUCACACAGAAAAAGUCAAGGAAAAUAAAAAUAAAAAUACAAAAAAAAGAAAAGAAAAAGAAAAACUACCUAAAUUAGGACGAGAGAGGGAGAUUUUCAGAGAUCGAGGCAUGAUGCUGAAGAGGAGGAGAGGAAGCAAUGCAGUUCGGAGAUGGGCUCGCCCAUGAAUUCUGUCAAGAAGAAAAGAUGAGGUUCGACAAUAAUAACGAGGGGGAGGAAGAUCCUAAUGCGCUGACGAAAUUUCGGAUUUCCAAGGCGUUGAGGGAUACCCUCAAGGACAAGGGAAUCGAGUCCUUGUUUCCGAUUCAGGCCAUGACCUUCAAUACCAUUCUCGAUGGUUCUGAUUUGGUUGGUAGGGCACGCACUGGUCAGGGUAAAACAUUGGCUUUUAUGUUGCCCAUAUUGGAAUCGUUGACGAAUGGGCUUGCGAAAACAUCAUGGAUGACUGGUUAUGGAAGGCCACCAAGUGUUCUUGUGCUUUUACCCACUAGGGAGCUGGCCACUCAGGUGUUUACUGAUUUUGAGAUAUACAGCGGAUCAUUAGGGUUGAAAUGUUGCUGUCUGUAUGGUGGUUCGCCAUACCAGCCACAGCAGAUUCAGUUGAAAAGAGGUGUUGACAUCGUUGUUGGUACUCCUGGUCGCAUUAAGGAUCACAUAGAUAGACAAACGAUUGACUUGAGUGCACUAAAGUUCCGUGUACUUGAUGAGGCUGAUGAAAUGCUGAGGAUGGGUUUUGUUGAAGAUGUUGAACUUAUCUUGGGCAAGGUAGAGGAUGCAAGUAGAGUCCAAACACUUCUUUUUAGCGCUACUUUACCAGAAUGGGUGAAGCAUUACUCUCAAUCCCAGAUUUCAGCAAAAUUUCUAAAACAAGAUAAGAAAACUACUGAUCUUGUUGGAAAUGAGAAAAUGAAGGCUAGCACCAACGUGAGACAUAUUGUUCUUCCCUGCUCUGGCUCUGCCAGAUCCCAAAUUAUUCCUGAUAUUAUCCACUGCUAUAGUAGUGGAGGUCGCACUAUUAUCUUUACGGAGACAAAGGAUUCUGCUUCCACACUAGCUGGAUUACUACCUGGAGCACGUGCUUUGCACGGUGACAUACAACAGGCUACACGUGAGGUCACACUUUCUGGAUUCAGAUCCGGAAAAUUUUCAACCCUUGUGGCUACAAAUGUAGCGGCACGUGGGUUAGAUAUUGAUGACGUCCAGCUAAUUAUUCAGUGUGAACCACCUCGCGAUGUAGAGGCAUACAUUCAUCGCUCUGGAAGAACAGGAAGAGCAGGGAAAACUGGAAUUGCUGUAAUGCUUUAUGAUCCAAGGAAGUCAAACUUUUCAAAGAUAGAAAGAGAAUCUGGGGUGAAAUUUGAACAUAUGUCAGCUCCACAGCCUGCAGAUAUAGCUAAAGUUGCUGGUGCAGAAGCUGCUGAGAAAAUAGCUGAGAUAUCUGAUAGGGUCAUACCUGUAUUUAAGGAUGCUGCUGAAGAGCUAGUGAAGUCAUCUGUCCUGUCCCCAGCAGAAUUGCUAGCAAAGGCACUGGCGAAAAUAGCUGGCUAUACUGAAAUUAAGAGUAGGUCACUUCUCACUUCAAUGGAAAACUAUGUUACUGUUCUUCUUGAGUGUGGAAAGCCCAUUUACACACCUUCCUUUGUCUAUGGUGUUCUCCGAAGAUUUCUACCAGAAGAGAAAGUCGAAUCAAUCAGGGGCCUUUCGUUGACCGCUGAUGGCAAGGGUGCAGUGUUUGAUGUGGCUACUGAAGAUCUGGACCAGUUUAUUGCUGAGCCGAAAAAUCAUUCUGGGGUAAGCCUGGAGGUGGUGAAAUCAUUGCCCCGAUUGCAAGAAAGAGAGCAGGUAAGAGGAGGGGGGAGGUUUGGAGGUGGAGGUGGAGGGCGUGGUGGUGGUGGUUACCUGGAGAGACGAGAUGGUAGGUUAUCCAGUGGAAGAGGAGGCGGGAGAGGAGGAUUUCCAGAUCGGAGGAAUGAUAGAUUCGCUAGAGGCGGUGGUGGUGGUGGAAGAGGUCGUGCGAAUAACAACCGUAGAUGGUGAAGCAUUCUCCAUUUCUCUUCCAGAUCAAACAUUGCUGAAUCUGAGUAAAAUAUGGCAUGUCAGGGGCAUAUAAGUUUUGGUAAUUAUUAACAUUUUUUAAAGGAAAGUUUUGGUGAUCAUUAUCAAGAGAAUAACUUCUCUUCCCUCCAUUUAAUUUGUAGUAGUAAUACUCCCUCCGUCCCGCACUACUCGCACUUAUUUCCUUUUUGGGCGUCCCAAGUUACUUGCACUCUUUCCAUUUUUAGUAAAAAAUUCACCUAUAGCCGUCAUUUUUGACUUUCCUAUACACUCAUUCCUUAAUCUCCGAGCCGAAAAGGAAAUGAGCGAGUAGCCCGGGACGGAGGGAGUAUUUUUCAUUGUAGUAACGUAGUUAGGUCUUGCUUUUCACUUGUAUGCAAGAUUGAUAGAUACAUGACAAUCAUCUUAACUAGAAUUAAUCAUCUGUGUUUACUCAUAUCAUUCAAUAUGCAUUAUAAUCAUUACUCAUCAAUCAAUAUUCAUUUA